CUAAGUGAAAUUAAGUUUCAGGCCUCACUGGAGGCCUCAACCGAGGCAAAAUGUCGCUGUUCUCGAACCUCAAGGAAAAGCUCUCUGCCAAGCUCGAUGAGUUUAAGACAGCAACAGUGCCAGGAGAUCCGCUGGAGAAGCAGGCAUUUGAGCUUGUCCAAAAGGCCACGAGCGAGACGCUCAUCUCUCCCGACUGGAAUGCAAACCUCUCCUGCGUCGACUUUAUCAACUCUGACGUCCGGCUUAGCAGCGGUCGAGUUUUGAGGGCUCUGAAGCAGAGCAUGGCCAAGCCCAACGGCAAGGUCCAAAGUCUCACGCUCACGCUUCUGGAGACUUGCGUGAAGAACUGCGCCGCUGAUUUCCACGCGCACCUGGCGGCCUCGGAGCUGUGGCACGACCUGCUGACCAUCGCCUCUGGUGCCGCGGUGCCGCCGGUGGACGCCGAGGUGCGCGACCAGGUGUUGGCGCUGGUGGAGGACUUCGCCCGCGCCCUGGCGCCCGCGCAGUUCCAGACCGCUUACGAGGCCCUGCUGGACCAGGGAGUCAACUUCCCGGCGCGCUCGGUGGACGACUCGGCGCCCUACCUCACACCGCCCGCGGCGGUAGGCGGCGGAGCCGCGGACACGGGACCCGCCGCAGCCGACGCCGCCGCCGCCGCCGACGCCGCCGCCGCUGCUGCUGCUGCUGCCGCGGUGGCAGCUGCAGGCGGGCCGGACGCGGGUGUGGGUGCGGGCGCUGAGGACCCGCUGGCUGGCGUGGACGAGCAAGACCGGGCCGCCAUCCAGGCGGCACUGGCCGAACUGGAGCUGGAGGCGCAGGCGGCUCAGGACGCAGAGCGUGUGGCGGCUGAGGCGGACGCCGAGGAGAGGCGGCGGCUGGCGGCGGCGCAGGAGCAGCAGCGACAGCAGGAGCAGCAACAGGCCGAGACGGCGGCGGCAGCUGGCCUCAUCUUCGCAGCGGAGUCAGCCACGGCGGCAGCGGCGACGGCAGCAGCGGCGACGCAGGCGGCGCACGCACCGCACGCGGCGGCGCCAGGGGCGGCGCAUGCGCCGCAUGCGGCGGAGGGCGCUGGCGCGGUGGCGGCGGGAGGGGAGCAGCAGGAUGAGGAGGCGUCGGCUGCGGCGGCCGCGGCGGCCGCGGAGGAGGAGGAGGCGCGGGAGACGCCGGCGGAGCGGGCGACCAAAUUGAUGGAGAUGUGCAGCAACAGCUGCCUGCUGCUGAGUGAGAUGCUGGCGGGCAUUCCCGACACGGAGCCGCUGGGGGUGCGGGAGCCGUACGUGGCGGAGCUGGCGGACCAGGUGGUGCGCCUGCGCAGCCGCCUGGAGCGGGUCAUCGGGGGAGGCGGCCCGGAGCUGGAGGAGGCCCUCCUGGCCUCCGCGCUGUCACAGCAUGAGGAGCUCAGUCGUGUGCUGGCCCGCCACGACGAGCUGCUGGCGGCGGCGGAGAGCAUCGCGCCCUCGCCGCCGCCGCCGCCGCAGCCGCGACAGCCGCGCCAGGCCGUGCCGCCGCCGCUGCCGCACGAGGCGCUGCCGCCGCAUGCGCACCAGUUCCGCGGCAGCUCCGCCGCCGGUGGGUCGGCUCCAGGCGCGGCGGUCAGUGAGCCGGACGCCCUGGACGUGGCCAGUCAGAAGGUGGCGGCGGCGGCGGCCGUGAUUAAGGAGAAGGUGACGGGCGCCUUCGACAAACUGGCGGCCAGCUGGGCGACCUACCGCUCAGGCGCAGCAGCCGGCGGCGCCGCCAGCGGCGCCAGCAGCAUGCCGCUGCUGGGGGCAGCCUACGAGCCGGCGGCGGGCGCCAGCCCCGGCGGCGGCGGCGGCGGCGGCGGCAUCUUGCACGACGGCGGCGCCUCCGGCGGCGGCGGCGGGCACUUCACUCUGGCGGACGAUGAUGAGGAGGCGGAGGAGGGCGGCUCCCUGGUCGCCAAGCGCACAGGGGGGCCGGCGGCGGCGCUGCCUCCGGCGGCGGCGGCGGCGGCGCCGCUUCCGCUGGCGCCGCCGCUACAGCCUGUGUCCUCGGUGCAGGGCCCAGACCUGAUCAACUUUGACGACGAACCCGCGGCGGCGCCGGCACCUGCAGCGGCGGCCGACCUGCUCGCGCCGGCCGCCGCGGAGCACGCUGCGGUUGCGGCGCCGCCGCCAGCGGUUGGCGGCGGCGGCGUGAGCUGGGCGGUUAGCAACAACGACCAGUUGGUUGAGGCGCUGGACCGACUGGUGUCGGCGGAGAGCGGCACGCCGCUUGCGGGCGCCGGCGGCAGCGGCGUGGCGGCGGCGGCGGCGGCGGUAGCGGGGCUGGCCGGCCUGGCGGAGGUGCCUGCGGCGGCGGCCGCCGAGGCGGAGGCGGCGGAGGCAAAGCCGGCGCACUGAGGCGUGUUUGGUUGGGUUACGAACUCUUUGGCCUUUGGAGGGCCCUUCAGCAUGGUGUUGGGGGGUGUGCGGUGGGCACACGCACUCUGCCGCGGUCAGGGCUUUGCGGAGUCUGUGUGUCGUCUGGGGGCGCUGGCGACGGGAUGAUGAACAUGUUAGUAUUGACAUGCAUGCAUGCAUCGCCGCCGCCGCAAAUGUAAAGCUGCUGCGCA
Chlamydomonas reinhardtii is the source of this 2575-nucleotide messenger RNA. RefSeq lists its product as uncharacterized. Lineage: Eukaryota; Viridiplantae; Chlorophyta; Chlorophyceae; Chlamydomonadales; Chlamydomonadaceae. The coding region runs from base 51 to 2363 and encodes 770 amino acids. The transcript has 10 exons. Gene Ontology annotation, biological process: protein transport to vacuole involved in ubiquitin-dependent protein catabolic process via the multivesicular body sorting pathway. The record is from RefSeq and is a predicted model, not a curated record. Gene Ontology annotation, molecular function: phosphatidylinositol binding; ubiquitin binding.